AUGGAGACUGCAGACGUCUCUCCACAGUACAAAGCGACCUCACUCUCGGCUCCAUCACCAACCGCAUCCCACAUCGCGUGCCUCACCGGCGCCCGCCUGCAGAUCCGCUCCCUCGCUACCUUCGAGCUCGUUCGCAAUAUACCCCUCCCCCAAUCACAUGAUGUGCGCCGGUCGCAGAUAGCAUGGUCUCCGCCGUCCGUAUCCCCGAGCGGCGCUGCCACGCCGCCUCGACGCUCCUCUGUGCUUCCACAGCGAUCGCACCGCAUCCUCGUAGCGGACGAUGAUACUACACGCGUCUUCGAUUUACGAGAUGACAAAUGGAACGCUAUCAUCAGCAACGGGUCUGGCGGCAUGGGUAAGAAUGUGACUGUGGAGUUUGGGCGAGACGAGGACGAAGUACUGGUCUGGAGUGACUUUGCGAGCCGGGUCAUGGUGUGGUGCCUGAAGACCGGACGCACGGUAGAUAUUCGAGAUCCGAAGUUCAGUGGGAAAGAUAGUAGAGGAUGGGGGUAUAGGCCAUGUAGCGAAGAGAAGGGUGUCAGCGGUAGAGGGAGCGUGCUCGCGCUGUUGUGCCGUAGCCCGGGCGUGGACAUGCUCAUGCUUCUUGCACCUAAGACGUAUGAUGUGAUAAAGAGGGUGGAGCUGGCGACGCAGGAUGCACAAGGGGUACGGUGGAGCUCUGAUGGGAGAUGGCUUGCGGUUUGGGACGCGGCAAGUGUUGGAUACAAUUUGUGCAUAUACACGGCGGAUGGACAUCUUUACCGUACCAUAUCGCGCGAGAUUCCGGAUGAACUGAGCGAAUGGGGAAUCGAAGGCCUGGGGAUCAAGACAUUAGAGUGGGUUCCUGGGAAUGAUUGGCUGGCCGUUGGUGGGUGGGAUCGUCGAGUGCGGAUACUGUCCACGAAGACGUUCUCUCCGGUUGUGUAUCUGGAUCAUACGGCACAGAUAUGUGUUCCACGCGCAUCGGUAUACACGGAGCAAGUUGACGCACGAGGGUUCAGGAGUUUCGAACUUGCUCAGCAACCUGUUACACCGCCGAAGGCGCCUGUGGAGAAGAACGACACCGGACUUAUGAAGCAGGGCAUCAGUACCAUGGCCUUCAACAAAGACGGCACACUUUGCGCAACGCGAGACGACUCCACACCGACAACAGUGUGGAUAUGGGAUUUACGCAGUCUUCAACCGAUGACGAUUCUCAUACUACACUCCCCUAUUAAGGCGCUGCAAUGGCACCCACACUAUCCGUCACAUCUCCUCAUUCAGUCCGUGCACGAUUCACCCACGCUGUACCUCAACACUGCACAGCCUCUUUCUGGCUCAACAUCCUCUUCCGACUUGACGACUGUUCCACCAACUAUCCUCUCACUCGCAGAUAACAUGACCAAACCUGCCGGGUCCGCACCGGUGAGAUGGACUACAAGAUGGCUCAAUACAGAGCCAGAUAGGAAGCCCGCGAUGGUAGUCGGGCACCAGCAAGGCUACAUCCUCGUCUGGCCCGAGGGCAAAGACCAAAUCCUGCGAUUCGAGGGGCAAGACGACGACGAGAGCGACGACAGUUUGUACGACAUACUGACGGGACGAACGCCCGUGCCUCCGCUGCGGGACAGUGCGCGGAGGAUUAGCCACGGUAGCGAAGACGCGGGAGAGGAUGUAUACGACAUCGGGGCGCAGUCUGUGCAAGGCCUUGACAGCACGAGCAGCUUUGACGAUACGUUUCGGGAGAAGAGAGAAGCGAGGAGUCGGGGGAGGAGCGUGUUUGAUGAGAGUGGGCUGGAUGAGAUGUUCUGA
Molecule: messenger RNA, 1788 nt
Organism: Paraphaeosphaeria sporulosa
Lineage: Eukaryota; Fungi; Ascomycota; Dothideomycetes; Pleosporales; Didymosphaeriaceae
Exons: 2
Coding region: 1-1788 (595 amino acids)
Biological process (GO): mitotic sister chromatid segregation; protein localization to mitotic spindle pole body; microtubule anchoring at mitotic spindle pole body
Cellular component (GO): MWP complex; microtubule organizing center; mitotic spindle
Molecular function (GO): protein binding
Source: RefSeq, a predicted model, not a curated record